CGAGGGCCGGCCGGGGCCUGCCUCCCCCCUCCUCCUCGCUCCCCACCGGGCCCACUGCUGGGGCGGCGAGAUGGCAGCGGCGGCCGAGCAGCAGCAGCAGCAGCAGCAGGACGCGGAGCUGGAGGAGCUCCUGGAAAGUGCUCUGGGUGACUUCGAUAAGACCAGGCCGGUCCCCACGCCGCCCCCUCCCGCCGCCGCCGUCGGGGACAGCAGCAGUGCUGAGAAAUCGCCUGGAGAUGCAGCCAAAGACUCCCUCUUUGCCUCGCAGGAGAAGUUCUUCCAGGACCUCUUUGACAGCGAAUUGGCCUCGCAGGCCACUGUUGAGUUUGAGAAAGCCAUGAAGGAGCUGGCAGAAGAGGAGCCACACUUGGUGGAGCAGUUCCAGAAGCUCUCGGAGGCUGCGGGCAGAGUUGGAAGUGACCCCUCAUCGCAGCAAGAGUUUACUUCCUGUCUGAAAGAGACGCUCAGCGGCUUGGCAAAGAACGCCAACGAGUUGCAGAACUCCAGCGUGUCGGAGGAAGAGCUGGCCAAGACCAUGGAAGGCCUGGGCCUCGAAGAGGGGGACGGGGAGGGGAACCUCCUCCCCAUCAUGCAGAGCAUCAUGCAGAACCUCCUCUCCAAAGAUGUGCUCUACCCUUCCCUCAAGGAGAUCACGGAAAAGUAUCCUGAGUGGCUCCAUAGCCACCGUGACGCUUUGCCGAAGGAGCAGUAUGAGAAGUAUCAGGAGCAGCACAACAUCAUGGGUAGAAUCUGUGAGCAGUUUGAGGCGGAGCGGCCCACGGAUGGCGAGACGGAGAACAAGGCCCGUUUCGAAAUGGUCUUGGACCUGAUGCAACAGCUUCAAGACCUGGGCCACCCUCCCAAGGAACUUGCUGGAGAAUCGCCGCCUGGCCUGAACUUCGACCUGGAGGGAUUGAACCUGCCCGAUGCAGCCGGUGCGGGAGGGGAGCAGUGCCGGAUCAUGUGACGCGCCCACCCAUGCCCAGCGGACUGGGAGGAAGGUGGCGGCGCUGCCGCUUCUUGGAGCGAGCCCCGAUUGCCGCGAUCUCUUUUGAGGCCAGCCGCUCGGAUCGGCACCGGAGCCGAAGCUCCCUCCUUCCUCACCGGUGGGAGAGCCUCGAACUGAUGGGAUGGUACGGAGGAGAGAGCCGGGCCCACCCAGGGCUGGCUCCAGUCGAACCGGAGUAGCCCCACGUGGGCCCCGGGCAACGCAUUCUGCAGUGAGAAGGAAGUGCCAUUUGCCGCCCAGUUUUCUGCCUCUCUUCUCUUCUGCUGCAGCUUCUUUCCAUUAACACCCUUCCCUUUCCCCAUUAACACCUCCCUGUUCCUGCUGCUGCAGUGCCAGCUAGGCUGGUAGCUGCUGGGUGGGGAGGUCCCAUGAGACCCAGCUACCAGUGAGUCUGAAAAUCUAGCCUCGCUGGGAGGAAGGAGCAGUCAAACGUCUGCUGGAUUCCCCCAGCCCUGCCAGCAUCGAGGGCUGGGUGCCACGGUGUCUGUGUUCUUCUCCUUUCCCCGCUAAGACUGACAGAACCCGAUGACGGGGUUUGGUAACCGAAUGAUUAAAAUAAAGAUGGAAGCUGAUCCUUUGA
Messenger RNA from Hemicordylus capensis (graceful crag lizard), 1589 nucleotides. RefSeq names its product peroxisomal biogenesis factor 19 (gene PEX19). The record is from RefSeq and is a predicted model, not a curated record. Bases 71 to 967 code for a protein of 298 amino acids. The transcript is spliced from 9 exons. Lineage: Eukaryota; Metazoa; Chordata; Lepidosauria; Squamata; Cordylidae. Gene Ontology annotation, biological process: protein import into peroxisome membrane. Gene Ontology annotation, cellular component: peroxisome; peroxisomal membrane.